UAGGGCAUAGGACUUGAGCUCCAUGGACCUGGAACCAGUUCCGCUUUAUCAGAAGCCACGUGUAAAGCACGUGCAUACUGCAAUAUUCCCUCCUCCACCACCACCGCCGCCACCACCACCACCGGUGUCGCACUGGGGAACGGGGAUGUCAGUCCCCACUCGGGGACUGUGGCUAUAUUACGCCGAGCGUAGCCAUUUUUCUUAAUUCACUCCACCAAUCAUUCGUCGACGCGUGUACGUCAAAUUCUCUUGCCACCUCUCAGUAUAAAAACCCUCUGUGCCACCUUCGUGUUCGUCUGCUCGUGCUCGGUGGCCGUCGGCGGCUAUGGAAUUCAUGAAGUUCAUUUGCCCUGAUUCUCCAUAUGUAUGGAAUGGCGAUGGAAUUUCAGAAUGUUUCGACAAUCUAGUGCUAGGUUUUGGAGCCAGCAUGGUGACUCUGGCUAUGAUUUUCGUGCUUGGAAUUAUUAGUAGGCACCGGAAACAUUUGAGGAGGAUCCCUCCUCCAGCGAAGAUUGUAAUUUCCAUUGUCGCCGCUUUUGGGGCAUGCUUAGCAUUCUUUGAAGUGAUUAUGCUAUUGAGGACAAGCUUAAAUGCACAAUCUUCAUCAUUAUUUCAUGAAUGGCUUUAUGUAUGCUCUCAAUUCACGGUCUGGGUGGUUGUUCUAAUUAUGUCAUGGUGUAAGGGUUGGGUGGAUGUCUUGUGCAAUGACAUCCUAUGUUUCUGGUGGAUCGUUUAUAUCUUCUUCUGGAUACCACGAGCAUUAGUUUCUUCCGAAGCUCAGCCUAUAAGACGGAUGGAGGAUAUUUUAGGGGCUACCACAGUGUUCAUUUUCGGAAUUUCAAUGAAUGUAAUAAGGAUGAAGUUUGCCUCCAAUGUGAACAGUUCAAUGGUGGAGCCACUCCUUCCUUAUGGAAUUAAAGUUGAUGAAAGUCAAUCUAUGGGCUCAGGAGUUUUCCAUAAAACCUGGUGUCUAAUGACAUUCAAAAUGAUCGAUCCUGUAAUGAGAAUUGGGGUAAUCAAGCAACUUAACUUUGAAGAUUUACUUCAGUUGCCAUUAGAUAUGAGUCCUUCAUCUUGCCAUAAUUUGCUCUCGAGAAUGUGGGAUGCCCAACAAAGAAGUCAACCUUCAUUGUUCAAGGCCAUAUGCUCGGCAUAUGGAUGGCCGUAUUUCUGCAUAGGUUUGUUAAAGGUGCUUAAUGACAGCCUAGGUUUUGCUGGACCAUUACUUCUUAAUCGACUAAUCAGUUUUCUUCAGCAAGGCUCUACAAAUGCCGAUGGUUACAUUCUUGCAAUAUCAUUGGGUUUGGUAUCAGUGUUAAAGUCAUUCCUUGACACACAAUAUUCUUUUCGUCUUGCCCAACUUCGGCUUAAGUUGAGGUCCGGAAUUAUGACUUUCAUCUAUCGUAAGUGUCUCUAUGUCAACUUAGCAGAGAGAUCAAAAUUUUCUGAGGGUGAAAUUCAAACAUUCAUGUCCGUGGACGUAGACAGAGUCGUAAACCUGUGCAACAGUGUUCAUGAUAUGUGGAGCUUGCCUUUUCAAAUUGGAGUUGCUCUGUUUCUACUGUAUCAACAAGUCAAGUUUGCCUUCGUUGCCGGAGUAGCCAUAACUGUUUUGCUGAUACCAGUUAACAAAUGGAUUGCAAAUUUGAUCGCAAACGCCACAAAAAGUAUGAUGGAGCAAAAAGAUGAAAGGAUUAGAAGAACAGCUGAGCUACUUACAUAUAUCCGAACCCUAAAAAUGUACGGAUGGGAGCUGCUUUUUUCCAGAUGGUUGAUGAAGACAAGAGCCUCCGAAGUGAAAUACUUAUCGGUUAGGAAAUAUUUGGAUGCAUGGUGCGUGUUCUUUUGGGCAACGACGCCAACUCUGUUCUCUCUUUUCACAUUCGGUUUCUAUUCUUUAAUGGGCUAUCAGCUGGAUGCCGCAACGGUUUUUACUUGUCUGGCUCUGUUUAAUAAUUUGAUAUCUCCUCUGAAUUCAUUCCCAUGGGUCAUCAAUGGUUUGAUAGAUGCAGCUAUAUCUACGAAACGGCUGAACAGGUAUCUAUCUUGUUAUGAAAGUGAUUUGAGGGCAGACGACACAAGUCGAAUCGUUUAUGAUGGGAAAAAAAUUGAUUGUAAAGAGACUGCCAUUGCUGUCCAUGAUGCUUCCUGUACAUGGUCAAGCUAUGAUGAAAAUGAAUUCGAUUUGGUUUUGGAACAUGUAGAUCUUCAUGUUCCAAAGGGUUCCAUGGUUGCUAUAAUUGGAGAGGUUGGAUCUGGGAAAUCAUCUCUUUUAAACAUGAUCCUACACGAAACUAGACUUAUCAACGGAUCGAUCCGCGUCACUGGAUCAAGAACAUACGUACCACAGGUCCCUUGGAUAAUGUCGGGAACUCUCCGCGAUAACAUUUUGCUCGGAAAGGACUAUGAUCCGACAAGAUAUACAGAAAUACUACAGGCGUGCACUCUGGAUGUCGACGUUUUGUUAAUGGUGGGAGGCGACAAUGCUUGCAUUGGCGAAAAGGGGAUUAAUUUAUCGGGAGGACAGAGGGCUCGGCUUGCUCUGGCCAGGGCUCUUUAUCACGGCUCGGAUGUAUUCCUGCUAGAUGAUGUUCUAAGUGCAGUUGAUGCACAUGUUGCUCGCUCGAUUUUACAUGACGCCAUUCUUGGCCCUCUUAUGAAUCGAAAAACGGUCGUUCUUUGCACGCAUAACGUUCAGGCAAUUUACACGGCCGAUAUCGUGGUUGUGUUGGAUCGAGGCCACGUGAAGUGGGUGGGAAGUCCGUCCGAUUCAUCGUUCGCAUCUUACUUAUCGUUCUUAUCGCCAAAUGAAUUUAACGCAUUUUGCGAUGAACCGCAAAGCUCCGAAAAGGUAACGAGUAUCUCCGGCGAAUCAAUUAAAGUUCUUGAGGUCGAUCGUGUUAGCGAUACGAUCGAAACUCACGACAUAAUUGAGGUCGAGGCGAGAAAGGAAGGAAGAGUCGAAUCGAAAGUAUACAAAGAGUACGCUGCGUUUUCGGGGUGGUUCGUAGCUGGUGUAACGUUUCUCUCGGCGAUCUUGAUGCAAGCUUCUCGUAACGGCAACGAUCUAUGGCUGUCGUUUUGGGUCGACACAACCGGAAACAACCGAAGCGAGUAUUCGACAAUGUUUUAUCUGGCUGUCCUCGGAAUAUUUUGUUUCGUAAAUUCGUCGUUGACGCUACUGAGGGCCUUUUCAUUUGCAUACGGUGGUUUACGAGCUGCUGUUAGAGUCCACGACCGAUUGCUGCAUAACCUUAUCGACGCGCCAAUUAGUUUCUUCGAUCAGACACCAAGCGGAAGAAUACUAAACAGACUGUCUUCAGAUCUCUACAUGAUCGACGAUUCACUUCCAUUUAUCCUCAACAUUCUCCUCGCAAAUUUUGUCGGCCUUCUUGGAAUUUUGGUAGUGCUGUCAAUUGUACAGGCCAUGUUUUUGCUGCUGUUGGUACCCUUUUGGUUCAUAUACAGCAAGUUGCAGUUUUACUAUAGAUCGACGUCGAGGGAAUUGCGUAGGCUCGAUAGUGUUUCCCGGUCUCCAAUUUAUACCUCGUUUACGGAGAUGCUUGAUGGUUCCGCGACCGUUAGAGCUUUCGAUUCUACGGACUUUUUCUUGUUCCGAUUCAUGCACCACGUCGAAAUUUACCAGCGCACUUCGUAUACUGAAAUUAUCGCAAGCUUAUGGCUCUCCCUUCGACUUCAGCUGCUGGCCGCAUUCAUUGUUUCGUUCGUUGCUGUGAUGGCGAUAGUCGGAACACACCGACACAUUCCCCUUAACUUUGGCACGCCCGGUCUGGUUGGGUUGGCGCUUUCUUACGCUUCACCGAUUGUAUCCAUGCUGGGAAGCUUCUUAACGAGCUUCACGGAGACAGAGAAGGAGAUGGUUUCGGUCGAGAGGGUUCUUCAGUACACGGACAUCCCUCGGGAAAAACUGACAGGAGAAUAUCCGGUCAAUCCGAAUUGGCCGUCUAAAGGUGAUGUACAAUUUCAAAAUGUGACUCUACGAUAUAUGCCGUCGUUGCCACCGGCAUUGUAUGAUGUUUCAUUUUCGAUACCGGGAGGAACUCGGGUCGGAAUCGUCGGAAGAACGGGUGCAGGAAAAUCGAGUAUCUUGAAUGUUCUGUUCCGUCUCAACCCGAUUAGCGGUGGACGUGUUUUAGUCGACGGCUUGAAUAUCGCCGGAGUUCCUGUCAGAGAUCUUCGGUCGAGCAUUGCGAUCGUUCCUCAAAGCCCGUUAUUGUUUGAAGGAUCAUUAAGGGCGAACUUAGAUCCUUUUGGAACAAGCAGCGACGAAAAAAUCUGGAACAUAAUCGAGAAAUGCUGUCUGAAAGAGGAAAUAGAGACGGUGGGAGGGCUCGACGUUCAUGUAAGAGAGUCGGGCGGGAUGUUUUCAGUCGGGCAACGGCAACUGCUCUGUCUCGCUCGAGCGCUUCUCAAAUCUUCCAAGAUUUUGUGCUUGGAUGAGUGCACUGCAAAUGUGGACAUUCAGACAGCCUCUAAGCUGCAGACAGCGAUUUCGAGCGAUUGCGAAAUCCGGACAACGGUGACCAUUGCGCAUCGGAUAUCGACUGUAAUGGUCAUGGAUGAGAUCUUCGUUCUCGAUCGAGGGAUGCUGGUUGAACGGGGAAAUCCGGAGGCUCUGAUGCGCGACGAAACGUCGAGAUUCUCGAGUUUUGCUAGAGCAUCUGCAAUGUGAUUCUUGAAUCUUAGGUUAUUGAGUUGAAAUUAUUUAGUUAUGUAAUGAAGAUCGAUUAUAAUAGAACUUCUCUUAGAUUAGAAUCCUAAGUUGGUUUAUAAUCGAAUCAGUUAUCAAAUAUUUUGCCUCAUUUACUGUUUUGAAAGUCAAUGCUUAUAUCUUUGGCAGUCACGUUUGAAAAAAUUGGUCCUAUUUUAGGCGUUGGAAAGAGUUUUUGUGACGUCCACUUAUAAUGUAUAUAUUUACUGCAGUGUUUAAGAAAUAAUAGUAUUUAAUUAGAGUGGAUAGUUAAAAAUACUGUAAUGAUAUUUUUGCCCUUGU
Andrographis paniculata is the source of this 5014-nucleotide messenger RNA. Its product is annotated as ABC transporter C family member 13. Gene Ontology annotation, molecular function: ATP binding; ATP hydrolysis activity; ABC-type transporter activity. Gene Ontology annotation, biological process: transmembrane transport. The record is from RefSeq and is a predicted model, not a curated record. The transcript is spliced from 36 exons. NCBI's taxonomy places the organism in Eukaryota, Viridiplantae, Streptophyta, Magnoliopsida, Lamiales, Acanthaceae. Bases 326 to 4693 code for a protein of 1455 amino acids. Gene Ontology annotation, cellular component: membrane.